Molecule: messenger RNA, 3684 nt
Organism: Rattus norvegicus (Norway rat)
Lineage: Eukaryota; Metazoa; Chordata; Mammalia; Rodentia; Muridae
Gene: Cpa2
Product: carboxypeptidase A2
Biological process (GO): proteolysis
Cellular component (GO): extracellular region
Molecular function (GO): metallocarboxypeptidase activity; zinc ion binding; peptidase activity
Source: RefSeq, a predicted model, not a curated record
UACAGGGUUUUGCUGUGUAGCCCAUCUUUGUUCUUGCUCAUGGUCCUCCUGCUGCAAUCUGUGUUAGCUUAUAGGCAUGUGCUCCCACACUCGGCUGUUUAUUGCUGUAUGUAUGUAUGUAUGUAUGUAUGUAUGUAUGUAUGUAUGUUUGUAUGUUUGUAUGUAUGGUAUGUAUGUAUUUACUGAGACAAGGUUUGUCUGUGUAGCCCUGGUUGUCCUGGAACUCACUCUGUAGACCAGGCUAGCCUCGAACUCAACCAAAGAUCUUCCUGCCUCUGCCUCCUGAGUGUUUUGAUGGAAGGCAUGUGCCACCAUGACUCCUUGACUCGGCCGUGUGCACCUCUUUCCCCAGCUCUUAUGUUUGCCUGUCACUAGCAAUUCAGAGCCUCUCAUUUUUCUUUCCCUGCCUUGAGACUCAGCUUGAGGGCCAGCCACCUUUUGAGGUAGCGUUGAUGGACGUCCCAUGCAUUCAUUUUAGGUAUCAGUAACUUAAGACAGCAUGUGUUGUAGUCUUCGCUUCUUGGGUUUAUCUUCUGAUUCUUUUUUCUUUUUAAAUUGUAUUUAUUUUAUGUGCACAGAGUUUUGGCCUGAAUGUAUAUCUGUGUACUGCGUGUGCCUGGUGCACAUGGAGGCCAGAAGAAGGUGUUUGAUCCCCUGGGAUUAAAAUUAAAUGGUUGUGAUCUAGUUUGUGGGUACUGGGAAUCAAACACAGAUCCUCUAGAAAGAGAUGCUAGCAUUCUUAACCACUGAGCCACCUCUCACUCUUAAGAGCCAGAAAAACCAGGGGUUAGACAGGGGACUCAUCCGGCAGAGUGCUUUCCUGACAUGUACAAAGUCCUGGGUUUGACCUUUGUCACCCCACAAAGUGGGGAUGGUGGCACAAGUCUGCAGUCCUAGCAUUCAGGAGGUAGAGGCAGGAGGAUCAAAAGGGUCCAAGGUCAUCCUCAGCUACAUCAGCUGUGUGAGACCCAUCUGGGCUCAAAAAUAAGCAGAACGGAACCGAACAAAACAAACACCAAAUUAAAAAAACAAAACAAAACAAACAAACAAAAACCUUCGACACCAAACCAAUCAACCAAAUAAAAAAAACCUAGAACAAAACAAAAACAUAAGCCAAAAAAAAAAAAACUAAACUAAAUAAUUUCUACAGCUAGAAACAUGAUAUGUGUGCUUUUAGAGCAGCUGCUUGAGAAUUUUAAUCCAAGGAUUUAGUGUGUGUGCAGAUAAAAAUUUUGAUAUACAAAGGAAAGUAGGAAAAUUCUCUACAGCUGUUUGUGGUUGAUUCUUGCCAGGCAGAAUAACAUGUAGGUGAUAAGUAGGACUCCUAUUUAUACGGGUGCAAUAAACAGGAUUCCUAAAAGAAAAUAGGUGUAUUCAGUGUCCUUGUAAACAGUGAACAAAGUUAGAUCAUGGAAGAUCUAUAUGUACAGACAAAGAAAAAUUACUUUCAUCUAAAAACAAUUUUUGUUAGUUCAAUCUUUGCUUUAAAAAAAAAAAAAACAAAAAACAACCAAGCCGGGUACGAAAGCAGAUGCUUGUAAUCCAGGCACUUGGGGACUAGACACAGGGGGAUUGGGAGUUCGAAGCCAGUGUCGGCUCCACAGCUGGAUUGAGGACAAUCUGAGAAAGGGAGGGAGGGAGAAAGGAGAGAAAGAGAGAGAGAGAGAGAGAGAGAGAGAGAGAGAGAGAACUCCUCUUUAAGCAAUUUGCUUAAAGAAAUUCAGAGAAACUGAUACCAAAUUGCUCUCUUGCAUAGAGAAAUUUGUGAAGUAAAACCCUUCCUUGAAGCGCAAACUUUCCCAAGGACCUUUACUACGCUGAUCGGAAAGACGUCAUUUUGAGAAGCGUAGCAAUCGAGGUGUUAAUUUGGUACAAAUACAGAUGGAUCGCUUUAGAGACAGUGUGGAAUUAAAUAUUACAAGGCAUUCUGUUUUGCUUAUUUAAUAGAGAGUGAGGCUGGGCCGGGCCACAUCUCCAGGGACCCUGGGCAGAUGUGGACUGAGUGCCUACAGCGCUUCGGGGUAAACACUGUAAAAAUAAACGAAUGAGCACAGUAAUGGGAUAUGAUGGACAGGAUGCUGGGUAAUCACUGAAAAUGCUUUGUCCGAGACCCAGAAAGGACUUCAACCUCUAGGUCUAUUAAUCUGGCUUCUGUCACCCAGCAGGGCUAGUGGCCCUUCAGGUUCCAAAUCAUAAACGUCUGAUUUGCCCUUGGUAUGCCUUAACAAUUUUGUUUUCUUUCCACUGAAAUCUGUUAUCUCACCCUAAAAAAGGAAAAUAUACAGACUGGCAGUAUCGAGCUCUGCUAUCUGGGACCUUGAGAAUUUCACAAGCAGUUCAGGAAGGGCUCUGAACUCUGGACUCUGGGAAAAGCAUUGACCAUGAGGUUGACCCUGUUAUUGGCUGCCCUACUUGGGUAUAUCUACUGUCAAGAAACGUUUGUGGGAGAUCAAGUUCUUGAGAUCAUCCCAAGUCAUGAAGAGCAAAUUAGAACUCUGCUGCAAUUGGAGGCUGAAGAGCAUCUCGAGCUUGAUUUUUGGAAAUCACCCACCAUCCCUGGGGAGACAGUCCACGUUCGAGUCCCUUUUGCUAGCAUCCAGGCUGUCAAGGUUUUCUUGGAGUCCCAGGGGAUCGAUUAUUCCAUCAUGAUCGAAGAUGUUCAAGUUCUGUUGGAUCAAGAGCGGGAAGAAAUGCUAUUCAACCAGCAAAGAGAGCGUGGUGGGAACUUCAACUUUGAGGCCUACCAUACCCUGGAAGAGAUUUACCAAGAAAUGGAUAACCUCGUGGCUGAGAACCCCGGUCUAGUGAGCAAAGUGAAUAUCGGUUCAUCUUUUGAAAAUCGGCCCAUGAAUGUGCUCAAGUUCAGCACCGGAGGAGACAAGCCAGCCAUCUGGCUUGAUGCGGGGAUCCAUGCUCGAGAGUGGGUUACACAAGCUACUGCACUGUGGACAGCAAACAAGAUUGCUUCUGAUUAUGGAACUGAUCCAGCCAUCACGUCUCUUCUUAAUACUCUGGAUAUCUUCCUGCUGCCUGUCACCAAUCCCGAUGGAUAUGUGUUCUCCCAAACCACCAAUCGAAUGUGGAGAAAGACCCGUUCUAAAAGGUCAGGAAGCGGCUGUGUCGGUGUGGAUCCUAAUCGGAACUGGGAUGCAAAUUUCGGAGGACCUGGAGCCAGUAGCAGCCCUUGCUCUGACUCAUACCACGGACCCAAGCCCAACUCUGAAGUUGAAGUGAAAUCCAUAGUGGACUUCAUCAAGAGCCACGGGAAAGUCAAAGCUUUUAUUACCCUUCACAGCUAUUCCCAACUGCUUAUGUUCCCCUAUGGCUAUAAAUGUACCAAGCCAGAUGACUUUAAUGAGCUGGAUGAAGUGGCCCAGAAGGCUGCCCAGGCUUUGAAAAGACUGCACGGCACCAGUUAUAAAGUGGGACCCAUCUGUUCUGUCAUCUACCAGGCGAGUGGUGGAAGCAUCGACUGGGCUUACGACCUUGGCAUCAAAUACUCAUUUGCCUUUGAACUGAGGGACACAGGUUUCUAUGGCUUCCUCCUGCCAGCCAAGCAGAUCUUGCCGACAGCAGAAGAGACCUGGCUUGGCCUGAAGACCAUCAUGGAGCACGUACGAGACCACCCCUAUUAGGGAUCGGCAGAAUAGACCGACACCAUUAAAGUCUCUGUGGUCUAAAGCA